CUCCAUGAGCCAAUUUGCUCCCAAUUAAGAGCGUCUAUAUGCAGAGAACUGGUAAUAACUCUCGUUGGCCCGACGUCUCACUGUCGACUGUCGAGCACUGCCAUUUCCUUUAUCUGGAAGCUCAAUUUUACGAGAUUUCGGCUUUCAGGGCUUCCAUUUGGAGGUAUUCGAGCCACUCCUGUCGUAGAUUUGCUCCUCUUGCCAGAAAUAUAUCAGGGUUAAUAGAUACGCCUGAAAAACAUGGUGAAGGACACGCAGUAUUAUGAUAUAUUGGGAGUGGGAGCUGAUGCAUCUGCCGCUGAGAUAAAGAAGGCCUAUUAUAUCAAGGCAAGGGUGGUACAUCCCGAUAAAAAUCCUGGAGAUCCAACAGCUGCUCAUAAUUUUCAGGCGCUAGGAGAGGCUUAUCAAGUCCUUAGUGAUCCCGCCAAGCGUGAUGCUUAUGACAAAUAUGGAAAGGAGGGUCUUCCUCAGGAUAAUAUGAUGGACCCCUCAGCAGUGUUUGGAAUGAUAUUUGGAAGCGAAUUCUUCGAGGAUUAUGUGGGACAACUUACAUUAGCAACUGUAGCAUCCGUGGAAGUUGAGGAAUCUCUGUCGCCAAUAGUUAGAAAUCAAAAGAUUCACGACAAGCUCAAGGAGUUGCAAAGAGAAAGAGAGCAGAAGCUAAUUCAAAAUCUAAAGGGCCGUCUUCAUACAUAUGUAAUGGGACAAAAGGAGGAGUUUGUGAGAUGGGCUAAUACAGAAGCUCUUCGCCUCUCCAAAGCCGCUUUUGGAGAGGCUAUGCUGCAUACCAUUGGUUACAUUUAUAGAAGACAAGCUGCAAAGGAACUUGGAAAAAAUAUAUUUUUUAUGGGUGUGCCAUUCAUAGCUGAAUGGGUGCGGGAUAAGGGCCAUCUUAUCAAAUCACAAGUAAAUGCAGCAUCAGGUGCCAUCUCUUUGAUUCAACUGCAAGAAAGUAUGAAAAACUUGGAUCAAAGUGAAAAUAUGGAAGAGGACUUCAUGAAGAAUAUCACAGAAAAGAAAGAUGCUAUGGUUAAUUCUCUAUGGAAAAUAAAUGUUGUCGAUAUUGAGUCCACGCUUUCACAUGUUUGUCAGGCUGUCCUUAGAGAAAGCAAUGUUUCCAAGGAUGUUCUCAAAUUGCGAGCCAAAGCACUAAAGAAGCUGGGAACAAUAUUUCAAGGUGUCAAAUCUGUAUACCGAAGGGAGAAUAGUCUCCGUGUUGACCCCAGCGCCCAAAAAUUUGAUAAUACAACCUAAAGGCUUUAAAGGUAAUGCUUUAUGAUACAAUGAUGUUCAGUUAAUUGAUGACAUCCUGGAAAACUCUGUAUUACUUCUGAUUUAAAUGGUGCUUUUGUUUUAUCAGCAUUUGUAUAUUUUGCUUACAUA
This is a messenger RNA of Phalaenopsis equestris, 1383 nucleotides long. Its product is annotated as chaperone protein dnaJ 10-like. The transcript has 10 exons. The record is from RefSeq and is a predicted model, not a curated record. Lineage: Eukaryota; Viridiplantae; Streptophyta; Magnoliopsida; Asparagales; Orchidaceae. Bases 241 to 1254 code for a protein of 337 amino acids.